Messenger RNA from Dictyostelium discoideum AX4, 588 nucleotides. RefSeq lists its product as hypothetical. The coding region runs from base 1 to 588 and encodes 195 amino acids. The transcript has 2 exons. The record is from RefSeq and is a predicted model, not a curated record. Lineage: Eukaryota; Evosea; Eumycetozoa; Dictyosteliales; Dictyosteliaceae.
AUGAACAUAAAAAAUAUAUUAAACAAAGGAAUAUUUAUUGUACCAAUAACUGUUGCCAUUCAUAAUUAUCUAUUUACAAUAUAUGUUGACAAAGGAGAGAAAAAAAUAAAUAACAAUAGUAAUAAUAAUAGUAAUAAUAAUAAUAGUAAUAAUAAUAAUAAUGAUGAUAUACAUUUAAACCCAUCAAAAAGAUAUGAAAUGAUAACAGCUGAUAAAAAUGGGGAAAUCUUAUCAAUAUCAACUUCAACUUCAACUAACAAUAACAAACACAGUUUACAAAAAGCAAAUAUAGAUAAAACUUUUAAAAUAUUAUUAAUAAAUAAAUUCUCUAAAAACUAUAAACACAAUGAUAUAGUAACAAUAAUAGAUCCAGAUAACCCAAAUAAUACAUUAGUUAAAAAAGUUUUAGCUACAGGUAACGAAUUUAUACCAUUUCCACCUUAUACAAAUGGCAUUCAAGAUGGUUUCUUUGUGUAUUCUGAACCAACUGUUGAUGGAUUACCAAAAAUAGCAGGUCCCAUUCCAAUUGGAUUUAUAACAGGAAAGGUGAUAACCAAUUUAUACCCUAAUAAAUUAAAUAUUGUAUAA